[Candida] anglica is the source of this 3324-nucleotide messenger RNA. NCBI's taxonomy places the organism in Eukaryota, Fungi, Ascomycota, Pichiomycetes, Serinales, Debaryomycetaceae. The record is from the annotation of a GenBank genome assembly.
AUGUCGAAGUCACAACGAGGACUUUCGUACGUGCUCGGAGACUCGAACAACAAUGAAAAUCACAUUCUACCAAUCAAUGCUGCACAAUAUUCACAAACCACGAGGAAGUUAUAUACCGCCGGAAGAGAUGGAGCAGUUAAAAUAUGGACACCGUCACAGGUGACGUUCCCCGUAUCUCACUCAAAUCUGUUCCAAUUUACACUGGGGAUAGAACAAGUGGAAGAUCAAAGUCUUGAUGAACAGAUGCUCAAGUUGGAGACGUCGAUAUGUUCGAGCAAACUAGGAUAUAUGACACCAACAACUAACGAUUACACAGUGUCAAACUCAUACAAUGUGCACUUUGAUUGGGUCAAUGAUUUAUCGUUGGUCAAUAACAAUAUGGGAUUGGUUUCAUGUUCAUCAGAUUUAUCAUUAAAAUAUAUCCAACUUGAUAAUGAAGAUGAAGAUUUACAACUGAAUUCCAACUUUUCAAUUAAAGUUCACAAGUUCUAUAAUGUUCAUACUGAUUAUGUUAAGAAAUUGUCAUCUGUUGCUAAUGAAAACAAAAUCGUUAGUGCUGGUUUAGAUGGGAAAAUAGUCAUAUGGGAUUUGAAUACAUUAAAUGAAGUAGCACAAUUCGAGAAUAAGGCUCUGAAUAGCACAUCCGUACCUUGUUCAGUCUAUUCUCUUGCCAGUGUUGACACCAAUUUAAUAGCUGCUGGAGGCCCAAAUAAUACCAUCAACUUGUUUGAUAAGAGAUCUUCAUUUGUAAAGAAGUUGAUUGGACAUCAAGACAAUAUCAGAUGUCUUAUGAUGAAUGAUAAUUUCAUAUUGAGUGGGUCUUCAGAUACAACCAUUAAGUUGUGGGAUCUUAGAAACCAUAAAGUUCUUCAAACCUUUGAAAUCCAUGAUGAUGCUGUGUGGUCAUUGGCUUCCGCUGGUAAUAACUCCAAUUUCAAUAGUUUCUAUUCUGGUGAUAGAUGUGGGAAUAUUAUCAAGACAGACUUAUCAUAUCUCUCUGCUAACAACUCUAAGCGUGACCAGAGUGAAUUUUUCUCAGGAUAUGAAACUUACUCCAGUACAGAUAAAUUUUUCAUUGAUGAAAAAUUAGGUAUUCUGACAUUUGUGGCAAAGGCUGAUUCAGGAAUCAUAUCUUUGUGCGUUGAAGGAGGAAGUGGACUUGAUAUUGCCUCGGAUGAUUGUGCUGUGUUUGCAUCAAAUAGCAUGUCCUUUGAUAGGUAUCAUGUUCCUGAUACUGUAAAUUUGUCGAGAUAUCAAUUUCUUCGCUCUUGUGCAGAAUAUAAUAAUGGUAUGGCAGAUGAUACUUCGGACGUUGGGAAUGCGCCAGAAGCUAAUGAUUUAAAUUCAGACUUCUAUGAUUUGGUUAGUCAUUUAUCAAUGGAUAGCCAUGUCGAUAUACAAUCCUCAAUCUCAGCUGCAAAUAAUAAUUACCCACUUCUGAUUCAUAAUAUUGAUGGUGAAAUAGCAAUUGACGAUGAUUAUGAAUAUUACUCCAUGUUUCUUAGUAUUAAUGGAGGACCUUCUCAAGAAUUUGUCAGUGAAGUUGAUGAUACAGAAGACGGUGAUUCUAUUGAUAAUAAUGAAGAUGGAGCUUCAAUAUAUAAAUUAAAAAUUGAUAUUCUAUUAAAUCCUAUUCCACUGGAUCACAUAACAAUGGUUCCAUUUAAUAAGUCACCAUUUGAUCGAUUCCCCAUAUCACUAAAAAGUAUUAUUGCCAAACGACUUUUCAAUAAUAAAAGACACAUGGUUGUUCUUUAUAUGAAUGGAGAUAUCAAGAUUUGGGAUCUUUUUAUUUGCAGAGAACUUAAAAGCUUUCCAAAUGAGGAGGAUUUUCAGAAUCAAAGUAAAUUGAUUGAAAAGAGAACAAAAUAUAUGGAUGAUAUUUUCAAUCAAUAUCAAACAAUGGACACACUUAAUAAUUGGUGUGAGGUUGAAAUUAAAGCUGGUAAACUUCUUGUUAUCAUUCGAGAAUCUACAUUUGAUAACGUACGGAUAUAUUAUGAUGAAUUGAUUUCAAAUUAUCCAUUUUUAGAUUACACACAUCUGGAUAAUGUUGAAGGGAAGAAGAAUUCAAAAGUAAAAGUUACAUUUGAUGAUAGAUUUUAUCUAUCAAGAAUUUUCCUUAAUUCCAUAUUUCAUCAGUAUGCAUUGUUUGAAUGGGAGUUUGAUAAUCAAUUAAGACAAGAAUUAAAAACAAUUAAACUGAAAAAUUUGGGGAAAAAAAUCUCUGGACUUUCAAAUAGUAGUAUUCAUACAAAUGAUGAAGAGUUGAAUGAAGAAUCAAACUUGAAUAAUAACACAUCUUCUAGUACACUCAAACGAAUCAAGAUGUUUGGUAGGAAGUCAUCUAAAACGAGCAUUUCUCAAGCACAACAGCAGCAACAACAGAAACAGCUGGCACUGUUAACGGCCAGUCCUGUGGUAUCAGCUUCAAACAGUAUGCUUGAUUCAUCAAAUAAUAGUUUGAAUGGAGUAUCUACUGAUGUUGGGGAAAUGAUUUCAUUUAUUCCUGAAGAAAUUUCCAAACAAAAUAAUUCAUUUAAUUAUGAUGAUUCAAUUAUGAAAUUACUUCAAAUCAAUAAACUAAAAUACGGAGAGAAGUACAAUACUAGCAAGACUAAAGUUGUUGACUCACUUCUCAACAUUUACUCGAAUGAUCCUAUGUAUGAAUCUAAAAAUCGAAUCAUUCAUCCAAGUGCCCCGGUUGAUGAAUCGAAAUUAAUUUUCGACGUUUAUAAACCACUUAUUUACCCGAAAAGAUUCCCUCAAAACCUUUUGAUUAUUAUAUCUGAACAUUCAUCUGAACUUGGGAAUCUUCGAGACUUGUGUAGUUUCCAAUUUGAAGAUAUCAACAAGUUGCAAUUUGGAGAUCCCAAUGUUAAUAAGGAACUCAUUAAUAACUUGAGACUUUAUUUACCUAAAUGGAUUGGUCAACCAAUAUUAUACGAUUUUUUCCCAACCAAGGAAGGACCAAAAAUCUCAUUUCAAUUAGUUGAAUAUGAUUAUUCACAAUUACCUAAUACCAAAAAAAUUGGUGGUAGGGUUGGUAAAAGAAUUAAGAAAUUACCUAUUAGUGAAAGUUGUAUUAAACUUUCAUCGCAUCAUAUGCUUAGAGUUGGUAAGAUUUUAUCUUAUCUUACAGAAAAAUUUGAAUCUAGAACUUCUGAAAUGAAGGAUCAUGAACCAACUACAAAAUGGUUAGUAUUAGAAUGUAAAGGAGAAGUACUUGCAAAUAACCUUACCCUUCAAACAAUCAAAACCAAAUUGUGGAAAAGUAGCGCAGAUAUAACGUUGACAUUUAGAAGAAAAUUUGAUGAUGAAUAA